AUGUCUGUAGUUCAGAACUCACCACGGCUGCAAGAGCCUCAGGAGGAGCAGCAGCAGCAGCUCUCGUUAAAAAUAAAACAGUUGAAGUUGAAAAGAAUCAACGAACUAAACAAUAAACUAAGAAAAGAGCUCAGUCGUGAAAGAAUCACCGCUUCGAAUGCAUGCCUUACGAUAAUAAACUACACUUCAAACACAAAAGAUUACGCUCUACCCGAGUUAUGGGGGUACCCCAGCGCAGGUUCGAAUCAUUUUAGAGAAGGUUUAAGAAAGGCUCAAAAAAAUAAUCAUUUGUCAAAUUCAAAUAAUGCUUGUUGUACGCUUAUGUAA
This is a messenger RNA of Saccharomyces eubayanus, 327 nucleotides long. RefSeq names its product Ste18p (gene STE18). NCBI's taxonomy places the organism in Eukaryota, Fungi, Ascomycota, Saccharomycetes, Saccharomycetales, Saccharomycetaceae. The transcript has a single exon. Gene Ontology annotation, biological process: G protein-coupled receptor signaling pathway. The record is from RefSeq and is a predicted model, not a curated record. Gene Ontology annotation, molecular function: G-protein beta-subunit binding. The coding region runs from base 1 to 327 and encodes 108 amino acids. Gene Ontology annotation, cellular component: heterotrimeric G-protein complex.